Messenger RNA from Dendrobium catenatum, 2460 nucleotides. Its product is annotated as protein FAR1-RELATED SEQUENCE 5-like. Gene Ontology annotation, molecular function: zinc ion binding. The transcript has 3 exons. The coding region runs from base 1 to 2460 and encodes 819 amino acids. The record is from RefSeq and is a predicted model, not a curated record. NCBI's taxonomy places the organism in Eukaryota, Viridiplantae, Streptophyta, Magnoliopsida, Asparagales, Orchidaceae. Gene Ontology annotation, biological process: regulation of DNA-templated transcription.
AUGGAUUCUGUGCCGGAAGAGAUGAACGACUGGUCGGAGAUGGAAGGUUUUACGCAAGAGUCAGAGCUUAGAGGUGGAGAUGUACCGCUAGGUAUCAGUAGGUAUCGGUCGGUACUGGUUGUUUGUAAUAGUGAGAAAGAGGCUUAUGAUAUUUACUAUCGAUACGCGCAUAGUGUUGGUUUUAGUGUUCGCAAAGAUCAUCACUGUUACUGGCCUAAUUCGCGUAAGAUACGGAUGAAAGAUUUUUUAUAUUCGAAAGCUGGUUUUAAGAAGGGCCUUGACCUGAAUGCCAAAUCGAAAUACAGGAAAGCCAAUACUAGGACUGGGUGUCCCGCGAUGAUUAGAUUUUCAGUUGAUCAAGAAGGGGAAUGCAAGGUUAAUAAAUGUAUUGAGAACCACAACCAUGAGUUGGCAAGGCCUGAAGAUCAACAUUUAUUGAGAUCAUGCAGGAAAAUUACCGAAGAGAGAGCAUUUGUUCUUAAAUCUAUGGCUGAUGCUGGGAUUAGAACCAUUGAUGCAUUCACAUACUUAGCUGAUGAAGUUGGUGGGAGGGAGUAUGUUGGUUUUUUAAGAAGAGAUGCAUAUAACUUUGUUCAGAGAAACAGAAGAUGCAAGAUUGAGACUGGGGAUAAAAAUUCCCUAAUAGAAAUUUUUAAAAACCGAGCAAAAAAUGAUAACAUGUUUGUGUGGGAAGUCCAAUAUGAUGAGGAGGAUAGAUUGAUGAAUUUUUUCUGGGCUGAUGGUGUGGGUAGAAUAGACUAUGACUGCUUUGGAGAUAUUAUAAUUUUUGAUACCAGCUAUAGACUGAACAAAUACAAUCUAGCUUGUGCACCUUUUGUUGGAGUUAAUAACCAUUGGCAGAAUGUUCUUUUGGGGGUUGCAUUUCUGUCUGAAGAAACAGUAGAAUCAUUUACAUGGCUGUUUAGAACAUUCUUGAGAGUAAUGGGUGGUAAACAUCCCAUUACAAUUUUUACUGACCAGGAUCAGGCAAUGUCUCAUGCAAUACAAAUUGCAUUUCCGCAAACACGCCAUAGGCUUUGCCAAUGGCACAUCAUGAAGAAGCUACCAUCCAAGGUGCAUUGUUACAACAGCAACAACAAGGUUAGAGGGUUGAUUUAUAAAUGUUUCAGCAAGUGUGAUUCAGAGGAAGAGUUUGAAAGCACUUGGACUGAAAUGCUGAAUGAAGGGGACCUUCAUAGCCAUGAGUGGUUGAAAGAGCUCCACAAAAUAAGGCACAAGUGGUCCACAACAUACAACAAGACUUGUUUUAACCUUGGUAUUCUUUCAACACAGCGCAGUGAAUCCACUAACAAUGUGUGCCACGGCAUUUCUAAGCCUACUAGCACCAUCACUGAGUGUUUUUUGGGACUAGAGAAGGUGAUGAAGACAUGGCGUCGGAAUGAAAAGGAUGAAGACUUCAAAUGUAGUCAGUCUGAUGUUGUCCCUUUAGUGAAGAGUAGUCCAAUUCUAAGGCAGGCCGCGCGUUUUUAUUCGCGUAAAUUGUAUUCUUUCUUUGAGGAGGAGUUUUUACAAGGUGUUGGUGGAAUGUGCAUAACUCAAGCCUCAACUGACUUAUCCACUUUUUUUGUCAAAACUGUUGAGAACAUUGAUCAGCCUCGCCACUGGACAGUUAAUUUUGAUGAUGCGGAAGGUAGCAUCGAAUGCAGCUGUGGAAAAUUUGGUAUGAUGGGGAUACUUUGUUCUCACUACUUGAGAGUGAUAAGGCGGCUUGAUAUAAUUAAUAUACCUCCGAAAUAUCUACUCAAGAGAUGGUCAGGUCGAGCAAGAAAGGACCUUUACUCUAACAGGCCAUUGUCAUCUAUGGUAGCUACCGGAUGCCCCUCGGAUGGCAUAGGAAGUAUGAUUUUCAAAAAUUAUUUUACUAGAUUUGCAUAUCAAAUUAGCAGUAGAGGGGAAGGGAAUACUGAAGCAGAACAGUACAUGAUUGAUGCAAUGUAUGAGAUUGUUGAGAAUGUGGAUCUAAUUUUAAAUGCCAGCAAGGACUCAAACUUAGAUACGAAUUCAAGCAUGCGAACUAAAAUAAAAGAUCCUAUAAAGCGCAGACCCAAAGGAGUCUCAAAUGCAAGGUUGAAGAGUUAUUGGGAAAAAAGAAAGCCGAAGAGGAAGAAAGCUGAGGAACAACCUACACCUUCAACUCAUCAGCCUACACCAGUGGAACAUAGUAGUCAAGUUUAUUUUGCAAAUAUACCAGAAUACUACGCUUCAACUCAACAGCCUACACCAGCGGAACCUAGUAGCCAAGUUUCUUUUGCAAACAUUCCAGAUUAUUUUGCUUCAACUCAUCAGCAAACACAUGUGGAACGUUUUGGUCAUGUUCCCUUUUUGAAAAUACCGGAAUGCUUCACCGAUGAGUGGCUUCUUCGUCGACCUACCAGUCAGCCCAACCCUAAAUAUUUAAACAUGAUGAAUGAAUUUAUUGAUGCUGAAAGGCUUGGAUGA